UAUGGAUAUAUCUGAAACUUUUUGUUUUCGGUUAGAAACCUGUUUCUUUUAACCGUUCUUGUUUUGGGGGUUGGAGGAGGAAGUUUGGUGUGCGUUUGAUGGCGAAUCAUUCAUGGACAAACGAAGAGAGAAAGCACCAUAAUACACACUUCGACAACUCGACGACGGCGCCGGAGAGGCCACUGAUGAAACAUCAAACGGGAAUCGCCAUGGAAUGGACCUCAGAAGAACAAGAAAUUCUCGAAGAUGGUCUUGCCAGUUAUUCGUCUGAACCGAGUAUUUCACGUUACGAGAAAAUAGCGUCGAAGCUUGAGAGGAAGACCAUUAGAGACGUUGCUAUGCGUUACAAAUGGAUCUAUGUGAAGUCUUCUUCUCCUUUUCCUUCCUCCUCAAGUUAUGAGAUUAUUGAUAUGGUUGUGGCUUCAAACUCAGCUCCACAUCUGCUUGCACCAUCACCUUCUCUUAGUGAAGAAGAUGUGAUCACUUAUGAGCUUCUUAAACAGAAUGAGCAAUUCCUCAGUCUGAUUUCUGUAAAUCUCACAUCCUCAAGGUUAACAGAAAACUCGACACUCUUCUACAAAAGCCGAGAAAACAUCAACAAACUUACCGAAAUUUUGAAUGAGAAUGCGCCGGAUCCGAUCAAGCAUAUGCCAAUGCCGGAGGAAGUGAACGACGACCUUCUUAAUUUAAUCCUUACUCUCUCAAAUCUACCAUAGCUACCAUGAAUGACUACUCUUUUUUUUUUUUUUUUUUUUUUCAUUCUCUGCAAUUCUAUUUCUUCAGGAACUUCUAAUUGUUCUCUAUUGAUUUUUCAGAUUUUAGGUUUUUUUUUGUUUCUC
Messenger RNA from Thlaspi arvense, 839 nucleotides. NCBI's taxonomy places the organism in Eukaryota, Viridiplantae, Streptophyta, Magnoliopsida, Brassicales, Brassicaceae. The record is from the annotation of a GenBank genome assembly.